CACCGCUUCGUCUGUCGUCUCAUCCUCCUCGUCUCCAAGACCCCAACCCACGAAGAAGCCCCGAUCGCUCCCGGUUCUCGCCUACCGAAAGCAACCCCACUCGGCCACUCCACCACGCGGAUUAAACAAAGCGCGCACCUAAUCAAAACACAACAGCGCAUUGGCUCCUCGCAACCAUAUCUCCCUCCUCUCGCUUUAUUACAAAGCUUUACUAUUAGCUCACGCGCGCCGUGCGGGAGAGAGAGAGAGAGAGGAGCCGAUCCAACCCCUCCCGUCGCGUCCCCUCGCCGCCGUCCUCGUCCCUCUCCCCUCCCCUCCCUCUAAAACCCUAGCUAGCGAGGAGCCAGGGGAUGAAGAUCCAGUGCAACGCGUGCGGGGCCGCGGAGGCGCGGGUGCUGUGCUGCGCGGACGAGGCCGCGCUCUGCGUCGCCUGCGACGAGGAGGUGCACGCCGCCAACAAACUCGCCGGGAAGCACCAGCGGGUGCCGCUCCUGACGGACGCCGACGCCGCUGGGACCGCCGCCGCGGCGCCGGCCGUGCCCAAGUGCGACAUCUGUCAGGAGGCUUCUGGAUACUUCUUCUGCCUAGAGGACCGUGCACUACUUUGUAGAGACUGUGAUGUUGCUAUACACACAGUAAAUUCCUUUGUUUCAGUACACCAGAGAUUCCUGCUAACUGGAGUUCAGGUGGGCCUUGAUCCUGCUGAUCCAGUUCCACCUAUUGCUGAAAAGCAUGUUAAUGCCGCUGGUGGAUCAGUAAAUCAACCAGUGAAACAUCUGCCAAGGAGAAGCCCGACAGUUCAAUUUUCAGUUGAAGGCAGUGCUUCUGUUCCAAGCAAAAAUGUAACAAAUGGAGAUUAUUCAAGGCAGAAUUCUGUUCCAACAGCCAGGGCAGAAGUGGUUGAUUGGACUAUGAACAAUAGUACAAUUCGUUCAGUAGAAUCCCCGCCUAAGUACAUGUCAGAGGAAAGUCCAACACUUCUGCAAUCUAGCCAGACCACAACAGCCUUCAACCAAAUUAACGGCAAUAGUGAUGGGCCCUACCACUUGUCAUUCUCAGGUGGUAAUGUGACAGACAGUCUACCAGAUUGGCCUGUGGAAGAGUUCUUCAGUAACUCAGAAUAUGGUCCAAACUUUGGCUUCUCCGAGCAUGGUUCUUCUAAGGGUGAUAAUGCUAAGCUGGGGAAUGCUGGUGGUUCUCCACAAUGCCGUUUAGCUGAAGGCUCCGUUGCUGAGGAACUAUUAGGGCAGGUGCCUGGAUUGAUCACAGAUGAAUAUAUGAGCCGAGUACCUGAGAAUUCAUGGACAGUACCUGAGGUUCCCUCGCCACCAACAGCCUCGGGGCUCAAUUGGCAUGGGAAUUUGUGUUUCCCUGCAUAUGACAGCACCAUGUUUGUUCCUGAAAUUACCUCCCUCCAGACCUCCCAAAAUCAGUUCGCCGUACCUUCCAGUUUCAAGCGCCGGAGAAGAGAGUAUUGAGGUGACAACAAGAUCACUAGACACCACUGUCCAGUUUAGGCCAUCUCGAGAAAGGUUUCUUGGUGGGACAAAUGACUGGAAAAAAGAUAUCCCAGACUGUUUCUUGGUGAUCAUUCAAACUUCAACUGAACUAUCCCCUGGGUUUGAAGUGUGUUGUAAUGCCUCUGUUGUUCAUUUCCCAAAGAUCUGAGCUUCGCUAGUGAAUUGUUUCGAGCUGUGCAGUGUCGAAUUUGUGUACAUACCAAAAUAAAGAGGAGUACCCAGUAAGAUCAUUCGCGAGUACAUCGCACACUGGUGGUGGCACAUGAAGUUACUUCUGCAAUAUCAUCCUUGUCCGUUGCGAGAAUGGCUCCAGUUUUGCCGUCUGAUGCCUGGGUACCUUGACUGCUGCGGUUCGGCGAGGCGAGGGCAGCUCCAAUAGUCUACCUGCUAGCUCUAAAGCAUGUGUCAUAUUUACCUUAGCAAGAGCUAAGUUUAAAAGACUACUUGUCUAAUAAUCUACUCUUUACACAUUGUCUAAAGCUAAUAUAAUCUCAUAUCGAGAAACGUAAAUCAUUGAUUA
Messenger RNA from Sorghum bicolor (sorghum), 2040 nucleotides. RefSeq names its product B-box zinc finger protein 22-like. Gene Ontology annotation, molecular function: zinc ion binding. Gene Ontology annotation, cellular component: nucleus. Gene Ontology annotation, biological process: regulation of DNA-templated transcription; photomorphogenesis. The transcript has 3 exons. Bases 351 to 1478 code for a protein of 375 amino acids. NCBI's taxonomy places the organism in Eukaryota, Viridiplantae, Streptophyta, Magnoliopsida, Poales, Poaceae. The record is from RefSeq and is a predicted model, not a curated record.